Molecule: messenger RNA, 2115 nt
Organism: Suillus subalutaceus
Lineage: Eukaryota; Fungi; Basidiomycota; Agaricomycetes; Boletales; Suillaceae
Product: vacuolar protein 14 C-terminal Fig4p binding-domain-containing protein
Exons: 17
Biological process (GO): phosphatidylinositol biosynthetic process; positive regulation of kinase activity
Cellular component (GO): PAS complex; endosome membrane; fungal-type vacuole membrane
Source: RefSeq, a predicted model, not a curated record
GGUACGCUCAGUUCGUCCCGUUAACUUCCAGAGGUGGCUUAGACCUGACGCCGCCUUUCUCAUUGUGUAGUAUCUCUGUCGUCAGUCCUAUUGGAAACAGUAGGGCAACCGGGGUCAUAGACCACUGUGGCAAAGCAGCUCAUAGACAAGAUUUACGAGAAGAGAAAGGCAGCCGCUCUCGAAUCAGAGAAGCAGAUUCGGGAAUGCCACCAGCAAAUCGACCACCGUCGUAUAACACAGAUCAUUGAACAGCUGGUGGAUAUGUUCAGCAAUUCACCAAAUCUCCUUCACAUCAGAAACGGAGGACUCGUUGACAUAGCUGGUACAGCCAUUGCCCUCGGCAUGGACGUCGCCUCGUACAUAGAAAUUCAUCGAACCCAAAACAGAAUACGAUAUCUCUCCGCCGAAUGUCUGUACAACAUCGCCAAGGUAUCCAAGGGCGAGCUAGCUGAUUCAGAGUUAUCGGUCAAGAAUGGGGCGGAGCUGCCUGAUAGAAUUCUGAAGGAUAUUGUGGCAGAGACAGCUUCGGUGUAUAUUCCGCAGUAUCCAGAGACGGUGAGGAUUCGCGACCUGUUCGAUUCUCAGGAGCAGAGUAUACUUAAGAAGGCAUUCUCCCUCGCGCGCUUCAUUCCACUGUUGCAAGGUAGGAUAUAUGUCCCUGGUUCAUUCACAAGGAGCUACUUGGCAUCGUGGAUAGCAGUGCUUGACUCGGUCGAGGAGCUCGAACUUCUAACAUACCUCCUAGAGUUCCUAGACGGCCUCCUUUUCAAGGAUGAGCACAAAUCAGAAGACUAUCGCGGCACUGGAGCCUCAGUUCCUGGGCAGGGUGUGCGGAGAGACUAUGCAGCCAUAAUAGAAAUUCUCAUGACAACCAACGUGACCCUUCGUUGGUUCGCCGAGUUCUUGACCUUUCUGCCCGAUGUCAUGACGCCCCGUCUUAUUCCUGCCAUACUCCCGAAUCUAGCACACCAUCCACCGUCCAGAGAUGCCUCUUCUCCCGAGUCCGUGGGUGAUAACCGGCCAUCGUCUUCAUCCGAUAAAACCACCAUGACGCAGCGUCCUCGCUCAGGGACAAUGCAAACUACUGUCAUGGAAUCUUCGAGCAGGCCUCGAUCUCGCACGUCAUCAAAUAGUGUAGUGGGUGCUCCGCCACCUCCGCCAGCUCCAGCUCCAGCUCCAACGCCUCCUUCACCCGUGCAGGAGGAGGCCAUUAAUGAGUUGACGAUACAGUUUUUGAGCCAGCAUGAGCAGAUUAGGGUUGCUGCACUGAAGUGGCGCAUAAUGCUGCACCAGAAAGCACUGAAGCAGAUUCUUGCGAUGGAUGAUGGUACUUUCCCGCGCGUUGCGUCAGAUUCGUCCGAAGAGCUCCCCGCGCAAACAUUGUCCUCCUCAGAAGAGAGCUACUUCAAGGAUUUCAUGAUGGACCUUUUCGAACUCUUCAGCACAGAUAGGAAGCUUCUUGAGGCCUGCGGCAGUCCUAUCAUCCACCAGUCGUGUCUCAGUCUCAAUACGGAGAGGAUAUAUGAGACAUUUGCAGAAAUUUUGGAGAAAGAAGAGGUUGCUCGUCUUUUGUGGUCCCUAAUGCAAUCGAACGUGCAGAUGCUGAAUAUGAUCCUGAUCACUUUGCCUGAACAGUUCCGAAAACGGCUGAAGGGCCUUGAGACAAGGCAAGAUGGUCAGGCGCUGUUCACCACGCUUUACAGGUCAUGGUGUCAUAAUGCGAUUGCAAUCACCGUUCCACUGCUGAUCCAAGUCGACAAAUUAGUGCAGCUGAUCAAAUCUCCCGUAUUCACUUACCUACACCUUCAACUCCUCGAGCCUGAGCGUUACCCCUACUUGUUCAAGUGUCUAUAUGGGUUGCUCAUGCUACUCCCCCAAUCCACCUCUUUCGUCUCACUCCAUAGCCGUCUCAACGGAGUCAACUCUGCCGGCUUCCUCCACAUUGCCCCAAAAGCGUGAGUUGACCCACUCUCAUUUCAUCAUGUGCUAUUGUUAACCAAUACGAGGACACCCAACCCUAUCGCCUCACGCUCUGAGCUCGGCCGCGGUGAGACAAAAUGGCAAGAACUUCUCGAUCAUUUCGCUCGCUACAAAGCAAGCACGAGAAAGCGCGAC